Molecule: messenger RNA, 1639 nt
Organism: Ilex paraguariensis (yerba mate)
Lineage: Eukaryota; Viridiplantae; Streptophyta; Magnoliopsida; Aquifoliales; Aquifoliaceae
Source: the annotation of a GenBank genome assembly
CGUACAACCCCCCAGAUGAGAGAGAGAGAGAGAGAGAAAAAUUCAGAUUCAAGAGAGUACAGCGACUCUCUCUCUCUCUCUCUCUCUCAGGUUUACUCUGCACUUUCCAUUCACUUCAUUCUUUACAUGUGUAUGAUUUUCGGAGUCUGAGACUCAAAGGCUGCUUAUAUCAAGUUUCACUCGUAAGAAAACAGAGUUAAAACUCAUUUUCCCUACAAAUUUCCUUCAUUUUCCCAGAAAGUUACAGAGAUGAGCAUAGCCAUCCUCAAAAGUUCGAACCUCUUUCUCAAGUAUUAGUUUUUUAGUCUUCAUCCUCUCCACUGAAAGCGAGUCUUAAAAAUUACUGUCUCUCUUCUGAAAAUUCUUCAAUUCGUCGGCUUUUCUGGAAGAUAUUAACUGGGUCUUAUUUAAUUGGAUUUACUUUUGAGCUAUUGUGAGUGAAAUGGCGGGUUGUUCAUCGGGGAUUGGAUUAUCACACUUUGUGAAUUUGCAAAACGAGGUUAUAUUGAGGACGCCUCGGAGUCGGAAUGUGAUGGUUGUUAAAGUUCAAGUCUUGAAUAAUGUAAGAAAUAGUACACCUAUUCUGUAUAAGAAGAUAAAAAGACUGUUUAUGGUCAUGAAAUCUGGUGUAGUAAGGACCCCAGUUUCAAAUGAAAGGGACAGUUCUUCUCUAGGGAAGGAUAUUAGGAUUCUGGAGAUAAACAACGAACCAAAAAGUCAUAAUGGUGGUGGCGGUGGCGGUGGCGGUGGCGGUGGUGGCAAUGGGGGAGGAGGAGGUGGUGCUGGUGGUGGAGAUGACAAUGAGGAAAAUGAAUUUGGGCCUAUUCUGAAGUUUGAGGAGGUGAUUAGAGAAAUUGAAGCUAGAGGGGCUACUCUUCCUGCUGAUAUGUUAGAGGCUGCAAAGAGUGUGGGGAUUCGCAGAUUGCUUCUGCUCAGAUAUUUGGACUUGCAGGGGUCAGUGUGGCCACUGGGAUUUGCAAUGAGGUCAUGUUCUAUGCUUCGGAACCGAAUGUUGGUUGAUCCAUCGUUUCUUUUCAAAAUUGGAACAGAGAUAGUUAUUGAUUCUUGUUGCGCAACAUUCGCUGAAGUACAAAAGAGGGGCAAAGAUUUCUGGGCAGAAUUUGAGUUGUAUGCUGCAGAUCUUUUGGUUGGGGUGGUUGUUAAUGUUGCUUUGGUUGGUAUGCUAGCACCCUAUGCACGAAUUGGUCAAGUGUCUGUAUCUCAAGGUUUCCUUGGACACAUACAGCGCGCUUAUGGGGCUCUGCCUAGCAGUGUAUUUGAAGCUGAGAGGCCCGGAUGUAGAUUUACUGUGAAUCAGAGAAUUGCUACUUACUUUUAUAAGGGCGUACUGUAUGGAUUGGUUGGCUUUGGAUGUGGUAUAAUUGGUCAAGGCAUUGCAAAUUUGAUAAUGACUGCCAAGCGGUAUAAUUUUGUGUGGCCAUGUCCUCCAUACAUCCAUACGCAUAAACCCGAUGUGUAUUUGAUUAUGCAUAAACACAUAAGAGUCUUUCCUCAUAAUGUUCUAUAUGCUUUAAUGCCAACACGAGGAAAAAAUCUUUGGAAGUUUGAUCCAGGUGGUCAGUUGGAUUUGGAGCAGUUGAUUAGACCAAAAGGGGAUCUUGCUACCAGGAAAGCAUAG